Molecule: messenger RNA, 498 nt
Organism: Hyaloperonospora brassicae
Lineage: Eukaryota; Oomycota; Peronosporomycetes; Peronosporales; Peronosporaceae
Source: the annotation of a GenBank genome assembly
AUGGACAAGUCGAGUAUGUCGCAGACUGCGGUCGCACGGGUCUUCAAGUUCGCCGAAGAGUCUCGCGAGAGCUGCUGGAAGCGGAGCGUCGUGGCGUGUGUCGCUGGUGCGACUAUGGGCGUUGGUCUCGGCACGUUCCUCGGCACGUUCGAAGGCGCUCAUGGAGAAUUGGUGGGCCGCAAUAUGCGUGAGCAGCUCUACAAUGGCUUUAGCAAGUCGAUCAAAGCCGGUUACGUGCGUAGCGUCUACUUCUCCAAGGAGUUUGCGCUAGUGGGCAGCAUCUUUGCUGGUGUCGAGUGUGUGAUCGAGCGCCAUCGCGCGACUCACGACAUUGUGAACCCCAUCUUGGCUGGCGGUGUGUCGGGCGGCAUGCUCGGCGCGUGGGCAGCGCGGACGUCCGGCACAAAAUUGCUAGUGCGAAACACAGCCAAAGGCGCGGCAGGCUUUGCGGUAAUGGCCGUCGUGUUUGAAAAGGGCAUGGAACUCAUGAUGCAGUAG